UCUCCUAACAUUUUUUUUUUUUGCGUAACAGCUCUCACUCAGUUUGAUGAAAGUAGCGUACUUAAAAAAAAAAACCUGUACUUUGAAAGAGAACUUUAGUGAAAAAGUGGUGUGUUGUGACAAUUCUGUACUUUAGUUCUGAGGUAGCUAAGGGAUGUGUGUGUGUGUGUGUGUGUGUGUUUCUGUGUGUGAGAGAGAAUGUCCUGUUUUUCCUGGUAGCCCUCUCCCAGAUCUCUCUUCCCAGGUUCCUGGGGUCUCCAUUAUAGCCCAAGGGAUCAUGAAGGGGUCUUCCUGGCCUUUCUUAGUGACCUUCAGCACCAUUCAGAGGGCAGCAAAACUGCAGGGGCAGCCUCUUGCAAAAUGCAAUACAUGGCUGCCAUCAUGUAGUUUGACACUCCCCCCUUCUUGCCUAUCACAGUUAACUGGUUUUGUCCUUAAAUUGUUGGGAGAACUUUGCUUUACUCUGGUGAAAUUCCUUCCUACCCCCAAAUUUGCUGGAGAAUUUCUAUUUGUAGCAAAUAGAAAUAUUUCUAUUUGUAGCAAUUCGAUUAUUACUCUUGCUGAUGAAAUAUGUGAAAAAGACUCUUGGUCACUUCAAAAUGGGGUAUUCUGCUCAGAGCAGCAGCUUUCUGGCAUACCAAAUUUCCUUAAUGAAAUUCUUCACAAGGGGUGCCAAAAUCUAAGGGCGGGUUUUUGGUCCUGGGCCGUUCCAUUUUAGGUGCCCCUGCCACAUUUUGGUAUACAUCUUUUUUCUUGAACUUCAAACAAUUAGAGCGAUUCAUCCAUCUUAGCAGGUUUACUAAUUCAAGAAAACUGCCUUUUCUCCUAAAUGUUUUGAAUUGGCAGUUUGAUUUGCCCUCCAGGCAGUGGAGCCUCUUGGGAAGUGCAUUUUUGAGGGGGGGGGGAAGAGUAACUGAGGUUCUUGGCCAGAUUAGCACCUUAUCAGAACUAUAAUUCCCUGGAUUCCACAUUAAACCGAUAGAGAAUGUCUGGAUUCUCACUCAAUACACUACUCAGGAGGCAUCAGGGGUGGAGAUUUCCUUUCCUUUUUUUAAUCUUUUGAGCAGAACCACAUACUGGGACUUACUCGGAAAACUCAAAACACUUUGCACAACUGCAAGGUGCACACAACCUGAUUUGCCAUGCUGAGUAAUAGAUAUUUGUGAUUCAGUGCAUUCUAGGAAGUGAAGCACUUACCUUGGCAAGAUGGGUGGAUGGUGAUUGGCCUGCGUCGGACUGAGCCGUAGUUUUAACGAACAAGUUUUAGCCUAAUUUUUUAGUGUGGGAACUUUAGAUCCUGCUUGUUCUUUUUGCUAUCACUGUCACCCAAUAAAAGUUCCUUCUGAAAUGCUACCUGUUUCAAGAAUUCUGCUUUCUUGAGGGGACCAUUGUAAGACAAGCCACCCUUCAAAGUCCUAAAGGCCCUCAAUAUUUGAGCAUGUAGCAUGGCAUAUAAAUGCUGCCCACCUCCUGCAUGUUGGCCUGGGCUUGGAUUCUUGAGUUUUGUGCAAAACCGGUCAAUCAGCGGGGGAAGAAAAUAGUGCUAGCAAUUACACUGUGUUCAUCAUCCCUCUUCCUAUGGGUUACAUCCAUUGGGUUUUGGGAAAUGGCAGCCCCAACAGGUUUGAAGUUCCUUUGGUCAGGAAGGAUGCACUAACUGACCAAUCAAGGCAUACAACCUAGAGAGUAAUUCAUACAACACCAAAUCAUGGCACAGCAUAAAUGGGCAGAUUUUUCUGGAUCAUCUGAACUGUCAUGACUGCUCAGAGAUUGAAAACCAAGUUUAUUUUCUCAAAGAAUGCCGAUGCCAAAGGAUUUGUGAAUGGAAGCAAAGUAUUUAAAGUAGUUGCUCAAAAGAAAAAAAAUGCAUCACACUUUUGUGUCAUUUAAAAAGAUGACACGCAGCAUCCAAUCAGUGUGGCAUCAUCCCUUUCCAUGAGUCAAGGCAAUAUGGGGACUGAAUUCAAGUGAAGAAUGAAAGGUGAUUGAGACACAAUUUAGCCAGUUCCCGUUCUUAACGACAAUGAAAACCAGCAUACCAUAACUUGGGCUCACCUCAGGACCUACAUAAUUUUGCAAAAGGACUUGAUUUUGAAGCUCUUCUUGUUUAGAAUUUGCAGCUGUGUGAGAUGUGUAUGCGCAUGGGGGAAGGAGGGCAGUAAAGAUGUGGGGCUGGAAAGAAUGAAAUCAGGUUCAGCACCAUAAGAGCUCUGGUCCCUUCCUGAACUGGCUCCUCUAAGACAGCUGCCAUAGAAAAAUAAGCCAUAAUACAAUGAAUCCAAGGAAUGAGUAAAGGAUGGUGAGUAACAAAUGGAGAUAGGAAAGUAAUGACUGUCAGGGUUGAGGGAAGACGCUCAGAAUACCACCAGCUUCCUUCUGGCAGCUAUCAAGAUCUCGUCACCUGCGUAGGACAGAGGGACUGUCCUCCAGAAAGCUGGUGGGCUUAUUCCUUCAGUGAGACAUACUUUAAUUACAUCAACUGGUCUUUUCCACCAAAUUCAGUCCAGUUAGUUCUUUACAGAAGCAUCACUACUUUCCAUGGGCCAAUACAAUCCCACAAAACGCCAGACUUCCAAGUGCACUGCGAUGACGACUUGAGUGAUAAUACAAAGACCUCUGGGUUGGGUCAUUGUCCUUGCUUCCACGUGAGAGUCACAGCUGGCCAUGCAACAGGGUUGCUUCGGAAACAGGCUGGCUGCUCCUGCAUAAUACUGUCCUGGGAGUCCCAAGUGUUUCCACCCAAGGGACCUUUGAACCCACCUACUGUCUCAAAGGAGGGAGGGAGUCCGUCCUUAAUCCAGGGGUUCUUGCUUUAUCCUGAUGGUGGUAUUGGGCUGUGGUCUCCUGUCUUCACGACACAGCACAUAUUCACUGAACUGGGAGGAAUCUACGCCUCCCCCGCAGGACGCUGCCACAUUGAACCCCUUCUGGAACAACCGUUCAAGAACCUG
Molecule: messenger RNA, 2951 nt
Organism: Thamnophis sirtalis
Lineage: Eukaryota; Metazoa; Chordata; Lepidosauria; Squamata; Natricidae
Source: RefSeq, a predicted model, not a curated record